CUCCAGGCAGUAACACCUCCUGCCCUAACCUAUUGCCAGAGUAUGAUUAAAGAGUGGGAAAAUCGCUUUCAGAGGCUCAGAAGCCAGAGAGCUGGACAUCUGAAGGCCCAGGAACGGACCCCUGCUGAGGGAGAGCAAGAUAACAGAAAGCUGUCCAAGACCUGCAGUGUCAGCUACCCCUUGAUAGUUCAAGAGGUUCCAUACCACAAAGAGGACCUCUGCACUGCAUCACCUCUGGGGAUAUGGACGGCAUUCUACAAAUCAGAUCCUCGCAUCGCCCUUGGGAAAUACUCCCCAAUGGAACAAGAGAUCCAACAUCUUGGUGGCGUUCACACUAUAGCAGCCAGGAGAUUUUUGGCUGACCAACACAAGAAAGAAUGGAAGAUGCUGAGGGAGCUACGGGCACAGUCUUCGGACUACAAAAAGGCGAAAGAAUAUAGAAGAGAGUCCUCUUCUCUGUGUUCUGCGUGUGGAUCCCAGGAGAAAAUAUGGACAGCCAAGGUGAUUCUGCCUACAGAGGAGUUCAAGAUCCCCCACCGAGAGCUGACCGACAUCAGCAAGCAUAUCAAAAGGAUACAGCUGGCACGAGCCCUGCAGAGUAAGCCGUUUUCUCCAUACAUUGAAAGGCUCCAGAAUGCCACAUUGCGGUCCGGCCCGGAACCGGGUUCCACCGCCACAGACAAAUCCAGUGAAGACGGAGAUAACUACGAGAGGGAGAGGGAUAGUUCUGAUAAAGGCAGCCAGGAGGAGAAAGGGGAGGCAGAGCUCAAACCCACCAAAACACGAGAAAUUACGAUGGACGUCAUUUUCAAGUCAGAAGAACCUAAGGGGUGUUUGAUAUGCCAUCGGAACGACCGGAAAACGUUCCUCCCUGGGAAGAGACGGGAGCGGCGCAUCACAGGCCUGACCAACAGAAACCUCUUCCCCAUCACUGGCUUUCCUGGGGACCUGAUGCUCAUGAACCAGGACUUUAUAUCACGGGGCAUUCACCCGAGUGACGCCAUUAAGAUGUACUGGCUGCCAGAAGAGGAUACCUGCAAAGUGCGCAAACACAGCGCCGCCCGCUGCCUAAUGUGAAGCUCUAGUCCCGAGCAUGCGCAAGUGUCCUGCUCUGAAUUUCUCCUGCACACCGCGUCCCCAGGUCCCUCCUCCCUGCUCUUCUCCUGAGCUCCUUGGCUUCUCCUGCUCUGUCUCCAUGGUGUCUCCAAGAUGAGACCCUGAUUCUGAAACUUCCUUGUUUCCAGCAACUCUUGAGUCUGGCCCCCCACGUCACCCCACUAUCAGAAGAUCUACUUUGUGGGCUUGUCCCCGCUGGGCAGGCUGCUUUCUUGAUCCUGGGUAGUCACUGAAAAACUGAAGUUGCCCACCAAACGCUGAGUCCUGGCACUAGGAAACAACCCAGAUGUGACAGGAAAUAGAUUCCCAGCCUCCUCCAAGGGAUCUCCUGGCUCAAUCUGAGCCUUGGGCAUAGAUAGGAACUUCAGCUUUA
Molecule: messenger RNA, 1489 nt
Organism: Myodes glareolus (Bank vole)
Lineage: Eukaryota; Metazoa; Chordata; Mammalia; Rodentia; Cricetidae
Gene: C7H10orf120
Product: chromosome 7 C10orf120 homolog
Source: RefSeq, a predicted model, not a curated record